Mycena indigotica is the source of this 2178-nucleotide messenger RNA. RefSeq names its product MYND-type domain-containing protein. The record is from RefSeq and is a predicted model, not a curated record. Bases 1 to 2178 code for a protein of 725 amino acids. Lineage: Eukaryota; Fungi; Basidiomycota; Agaricomycetes; Agaricales; Mycenaceae. The transcript has 4 exons.
AUGCAUCCCUGCCUCGACAUAUCCAACAUUCAGCGCCUGCCCGCCGGAAUCAGGAGAUAUGCAGAAGCUGCAGUCCAAGACUCAUUCAAGUUCGAAAGCAUGCUUGCCCUGACAUUGCGCUACGACAAGCUGCCCGACGCUCAACGACUUCUCGUCCUACCGGUGUUAUAUCAUGCUCUCGACGAAUGCAACAUCCCCACCUCCCUCGACCUUGCUGAAACCCAACGCCACGCGUUGAAGCGGCAGAUUUUUGUGGUUUUGAAGUGUUUUCAGGGAAUGGGGACGUCAAUCGCUCGCGGGGUCGCUCCCAAAGACGCUACUCCGGAGAUCUGGCCCCGUAUCCUGGCAUGGGUACUCUUUCUCGAUGGGCUCUGGGAACAAAUACCGGCGUUCUACGUGGACGGCGGUCAGGAAGUGGUGCUCUUGAGGGUGCUCGGCAUCAUCGCAGAAUAUGCAGAUCCAGCUUUCUUCCAGGACUUACUAGAUAAGAGCGAACUCUUCGUCUUGGUGGGGAGCUUGUGGCGCCGUCUGACCUUUAAGCAAUACUCUGAUUCUCUUACUCGUGGGGAAGCACCGUUUCCGUACCUCAGUGACCUGCUUGUGGUGAUCCCCUUGGAGAGAAUCCGAGACAUCGCUAAUGCUAGAGUCAAUGUUGAUUUGGUGAUACACAAGACUUUCGAAAGCAUUCUCGCUGGUGCUGGGACAUUGUCAACAUUGGCAGAAAUGCUCGUUAUCAGCAUCUCUAGAACCGCCACUGAACCACAUCUAUACCUUAGAGGGCAAAAUCAACGGUCUUGUUUAUCGGAGCCUAUUCCGGACGUGAUCACUAUGAUCGGGGCCCUUUACGUUUUUGGCCACCUAAUGUGCUUUGGCAACUCGAUCGAACCGUCAUUCGCCCACCACCUCCUUGCGGCUGGCGUGAUUCCAGCGCUCGUCGCAGCAAUCAGAGCCGAAGCCUUCGAACCGGAUGCUGGUGUACCCACUGACACAACGUUUGAUCAUAGUACACUGCCAGUGCUUCGUCGCUGGCGCCUACUAGGUCCAAGUUGGGUUUUCAUUUUUCUCUCCAAAUUAAUCACCGAACCAGGACUUGAUCACCGCUGGAUGAUAGUCGAGGCUCUUGACGCUGGACUUCUCCAUAGCCUGAUUUGCCUCUGCGUUAACACCAAGCUCAUGCAGGAUGCUAGUGCAGUCUCUACAAGUAUCAUCAACGAGAACGAUGUCCUUGGCCCAGGCUGUUUCUCCGAUCAUACAGACAAAGUAAAGCGGCUGUUAGGACUCACGCUCCCCGCAUAUAGCUUCUACUAUUCGGUACUGGCGGCGUUGAGAGAUGCCUUUAUUGACGUUUAUGCUCUCCGCUCCGAUUUGGACGAAUAUUUGUCCCAGAUAUUCGACCCAGAACUACUUCACGUCUGGCACCUUCUUCGCCACCACGUCAACCAGUUGUUCACCAUUGCUGAAUACAAGAGUUCUGACUCAGCAGUGACUCGUUUCCGAGCGUGCGAUAACCUUGCGUGUAAUAAACUGCUUCCCCGAACACAACUUAAGCAGUGUUCUCAAUGCUUGGACACGCUCUAUUGCGGGCUAGCAUGCCAACGUGCGGACUGGCGGAGCUCUCACCGAGAACGAUGCAAGCUGCUUGCGCCACGGAAUCUCGAAUACCGGCACUUGUUUAUACGCCCCGAUCUCUCGUUCUUUCGCGCUUUGAUGACCUGUUCGUUCUCCCAGUACCGGUACAGCCUCUCGCUUUCACUUGCGAGGUUCAGGCAGAUGCACGGGACCCCCUUCCACGAGAUCUAUAUCCAUUUCACCUUCCUCAACGUCACGGAACGGCCCCAGCUAAAGAUCGUGGAUCUUGCUUCUGACGAAGCAACCCGAAUCCGAGAGCUGUUUACUGAUGUCAUUGACCGGGUUCGGGAGAGCGAGGGAAGGAUGCAGCUACAUGUGUUGGACGUCGCAUGCGGGCCGCAGGACGAGGAUGAUUCGGAUUCUAACGGAGACCCCCAGGAUCAUGAUAACAGGAUUUCGAUGCCGAUGCCUUUACGAUUCGCUAGCAAUCAGUAUUUCUCGAGGCUUAACCAUCUCGUAGAAUGCAACGUAGUACAACCGAUGGUUGAACCGCUAUAUUUCGCCGAGAUCCAACGCAUCACGGACGAAAUGGGUGGGUGGGUAUACUGA